CUUUUUCAUGCUAAGUAUCUAUGCUUCAUUAUUAGUCGUCUCUAAAACAUGGAUGUCAAAGCGGUGUCGUUUUUGGUGUUCUUUUCUCUCCUCCUUGUCUCGGCGAUUUCGGCCGACACCUUCUCUGACGAUCAGGUGAUCAAGCAAGUGACGGACGGUUCCGAUGAGCUAUUGGGAGCCGAGCAUCACUUCACGCUCUUCAAGAGAAAGUUCGGAAAAUCUUACGCUUCUCAGGAGGAACACGACUACAGGUUCAGAGUGUUCAAGCGAAACUUGAGACGUGCCGCGCGUCACCAGAGCCUCGACCCGACCGCGAGGCACGGUGUGACUCAGUUCUCCGAUUUGACUCCGGCCGAAUUCCGAAGGACGUAUCUCGGUUUGAGGAAGUUAAGGCUGCCUAAGGACGCGAAUCAAGCGCCGAUUUUGCCGACUAAUGAUUUGCCUGAGGAUUUUGAUUGGAGAGAAAAAGGCGCUGUGACGCCUGUGAAAAAUCAGGGUUCAUGUGGAUCAUGCUGGAGUUUCAGUACUACAGGAGCUUUGGAAGGUGCUAACUUCCUUGCAACUGGAAACCUUGUUAGCCUUAGUGAGCAACAGCUUGUAGAUUGCGAUCACGAGUGUGAUCCAGAGGAGCAAGGUGCUUGUGAUUCUGGAUGCAAUGGUGGGCUCAUGAAUAGUGCCUUUGAGUACACACUCAAAGCUGGUGGGCUUAUGCGAGAGGAAGACUAUUCUUACACUGGUACUGACGGUGGCACCUGCAAAUUCGACAAGACAAAGAUUGCUGCCAAAGUGGCCAACUUCAGUGUUGUCUCCCUUGACGAGGAUCAGAUUGCUGCUAAUCUCGUGAAAAAUGGCCCCCUUGCAGUGGCUAUCAAUGCUGUAUUCAUGCAAACAUAUAUAGGAGGUGUUUCAUGCCCAUACAUCUGCUCAAAGAGGUUGGAUCACGGGGUGCUGCUCGUGGGUUACGGCUCAGCUGGCUAUGCUCCAGUCAGGAUGAAGGAAAAGCCAUACUGGAUCAUUAAGAAUUCAUGGGGAGAAAACUGGGGAGAGAAUGGUUUCUACAAAAUCUGCAGGGGUCGUAACAUUUGUGGAGUUGACUCCAUGGUAUCGACUGUUUCUGCUGCCGUUCAUAGUGACUCUGAGUAGGCUAUGAACAUUGAUGAUUUCCAUAGAAGUUGUUUUAGAUUUAUGUGGGCAAAAAAACUUGAUUCUACUUUUAAUCCAUCAAAGCAUAAGAUUGAAACUUCUUAUGCGUGUGGGUUGCUCGUACUAUUCAGUGGUCUAUUUAUUAUUACUUUACUGCCUCUUCAUCUGACCUGAUUGUAAGAAUGCUGUAUCAUUUUAUGCAACUGAAUUAUGAAACACGUGAUACCGAGGCAUUACUGCUAUAAUUGAAUUAAACUGUCUACUUGUAACA
Molecule: messenger RNA, 1414 nt
Organism: Mangifera indica (mango)
Lineage: Eukaryota; Viridiplantae; Streptophyta; Magnoliopsida; Sapindales; Anacardiaceae
Product: cysteine protease RD19A-like
Exons: 4
Coding region: 49-1143 (364 amino acids)
Cellular component (GO): lysosome
Molecular function (GO): cysteine-type endopeptidase activity
Source: RefSeq, a predicted model, not a curated record